AUGAAUUUGAUUUACUUUUUCUUCAUCAUUUCACUUGGUCAAUGUCUUAGGAAAGAAGAAAGAAUUGAAGGAACAAUAAUUGUCUCAUCCAAAUGGAAUGAAGAAAUAAAACAAAUUCUUCAAACGUCUUCAUUUGAGAUAGGAAUACAAAAUAAUGAACAAUGUAUCCAAGAACUUAAAAAUAUUAAGAAAUAUAUCUCAACUCAAAACGAAACACUCAUUUCGUUUCAAGAAAUUAAAGAGGAACCACUUAACACCAUAAUCAACCAAAACAAAGGAAUAAAAGAAAUUAUUGAACGUUUUACUUCGAAUGUUACAUUCUCUUCUUUAAAACAAUUAAUCUUCUCACAAAAAAGAUUUAAAGAGAAAGCAGAGUUACAACAAUUUUAUUUAUUUUUAAUCCAGUCAAUUCUUCCUAGAGAAGAUAUUAUUAAAUACCUUAGUCCUUUUAUUCAAUACUUUAAAGAAAUUACAUUUUUAUGUAAGGAUAUAUAUUGUUCAAUGUCAAAUAAAAAGAACAAUCACUUUGUCAUUGCAAACGAAGAGAUAAUUUUGUUUCUUCAGUUACUCCUUGAAAAAGAACAAUUAGAAUUUCCAACACCAACAACUUAUCUUGAAUUUAUUAUUACCAAAAGAGAAAACGUUUCAUUUAUUAAAGUAAAGAUGAACAAUUCUCUUAUUCUUAUUGGUCCCAAUCAUCAACGCUCUUAUGAACUUACUUAUUUUCUUCAAUUAAUUGAAUAG
This is a messenger RNA of Entamoeba nuttalli P19, 744 nucleotides long. RefSeq lists its product as hypothetical. The record is from RefSeq and is a predicted model, not a curated record. The coding region runs from base 1 to 744 and encodes 247 amino acids. The transcript has a single exon. NCBI's taxonomy places the organism in Eukaryota, Evosea, Mastigamoebida, Endamoebidae.